Messenger RNA from Nilaparvata lugens (brown planthopper), 1561 nucleotides. RefSeq lists its product as uncharacterized. The transcript is spliced from 3 exons. The coding region runs from base 589 to 1062 and encodes 157 amino acids. Lineage: Eukaryota; Metazoa; Arthropoda; Insecta; Hemiptera; Delphacidae. The record is from RefSeq and is a predicted model, not a curated record.
AGCCAGACCGAAGCGCAACUGGAGGAAUCCGCAGGGAAUUAUUGUCGCAAUGUUGGCAGCAGCCGUCUCGAAUGCUUCUCGACUACCACACUGUCCGCAUUCACUCGCUUUGUCACUCUGCCACCCUCAGUUAUUCAUUCCAAUAUCCUGAUUCAUUUUGUUUUGUAAUAAAUUAGUGUAGUAUAUUAAUAGGCUAGUGUAUUAGUGUUUGUGUAGAUAGUGUAUUAAUAGGCUAGUGUUUAGUGUUAGUGUGGGUAGUUAUAGGCAGUAGAAAUGGCAGAGUCGAAAAAAAGAAUAAACUUCACCAAAGUCGAACUGACAUUGAUCAAGUCUCUAGUUGUGAGCUGACCCAUAAUCGGGAAAAAAUUACAUGAUCAAAAAACUGAGAACUUGAGAAAAAUAGCGUGGGAAGAGAUUCUAAUAGAGUUCAAUGCUGCGGGACUAAAUUGUAAAAGGAACGUUGAACAGUUGAAAGGAGCAUGGAAAAGAAUCAAGAAUGACUACAAAUCCCAAAAAUCGGAGGAAAGGAGGAGUAGAUUCCGCACUGGAGGGGGGCCCCCAUCACCACCAAAAGUUGAGGAUCCCGAAAUGGAAGAGUUGUUCAAAGACCAAGUACCAAUUGAAAAUAUUCCGGAUGACGAUGACGACUUCAAUGACUAUAAUAGCGAUCAUGAUGGAACUGAGGUACUGGAGGGUACGAGGUCAGCAAGCCCAAAGCCUGACACGCCGGUAGCGGGCACCUCCACAGCACCUGAUUCCCGUGCAACCACUCCGGGAUCUGCAACUGGAUCCGCUCAACCACGCAUCAAACGUGUCUCAUCCAAUACAGACAAGUUCCACAAGAAGAAAAUGGAGUACCUUGAAGAGGAACAUAAACUUAGAUUGACUGUCAUCAAUGAAGAACAUAGGGCUAAAAUGGAAGCCAUUGAGAAGGAGAAAAAAUAUUGGACUUUGAUGGAGGCCAAUGCCCAGAAACAAAUAUCUUUUCAAAGGGAAAACUCUCACAGCUCCAUUGAGCAAAAAACGUUUGAGUUACUAAGUGGAAGCAUUGAACAUAAUUGAAUGCCCGGUUAUCAAGGGCAAAAACUUUUGUUUGAUAAAUUUAUUGGUAAUUAUUUCACUCAAGAUUACUUUCAUAUUCUUUUCUCCAUUUGUCAUUAUCAUUAUCACUUAUUUAUCAUUUUAUAAUAUCCAAUAAAAUAGAUUCAUACUUCAACAGCCCAACCAACUUAUUAAAAACAUAUCACUCAUGAAGUUAUGACAAUAUUGUAAUGAACUUUGUGUAUUGAGGCAAAAGACUAAUGCAAUUUUGUUAUAGCCAUUUCUCACUAGCAACGAAGACUACCUAGUGAAGACUACUGUUGAGAGUUGAGUGUAGACUAUUUCGACAUCGCUGCAAACGCAGCUGCCUCCUUAGCAACGCAACUGCCUCCUUGGCAACAACCGACCAACCAACUAUUAUAGAAAACAUAAUUCUAUCGUAGCCUAGAUUCGUAACCAUAGGCCAGUUCAGCUGUGUAGAUUUUACAUCAGCCGAUCUCACGUUUAUUAUAAAUUGUUA